Mugil cephalus (flathead mullet) is the source of this 5542-nucleotide messenger RNA. RefSeq names its product protein tyrosine kinase 7b (gene ptk7b). Gene Ontology annotation, biological process: synapse organization; protein phosphorylation; homophilic cell-cell adhesion. Gene Ontology annotation, molecular function: axon guidance receptor activity; protein kinase activity; ATP binding. The transcript is spliced from 20 exons. Gene Ontology annotation, cellular component: axon; plasma membrane; neuronal cell body. Bases 668 to 3883 code for a protein of 1071 amino acids. The record is from RefSeq and is a predicted model, not a curated record. Lineage: Eukaryota; Metazoa; Chordata; Actinopteri; Mugiliformes; Mugilidae.
AAAAAAAAAAAACUCCCAGGCGAGGAGUGGGAGGAAGCCAACUUGGAAACACCGCGGAGCCAAACUCACUCUUGUGGAGGACUGAGGCGCUCCGGCUCUGGACGCAGGCAGACAGCGGCUCACACAGACCGGACUUGUAAUGAACCACCGGAGCCUGAAUUCACUCCUGAAUUGCGCUGCACCUGGAAGUUCGAACCGAGCGUGAAACUUUCCGCGGGGGCUUCUCUUCUCCGUGUUGAACAAGCCGACCGUGUGUGUGUGUGUAUUGUAUUGCAUUGUAGUGUAGUAUAGCGUAGUGUAGUGUGUGUGUGCGCGCGCGUGGCCGGCCUGUGAACCGGAGCUGCGUUCGUCCCACAUGUUUCUCCUGCCUCGUUCUCGCUAGUCUCCACAACAAGAGCCAGGUGAGCGGACCGUCUCGGCCUUUCCUCCUUCUCCUUCUCCUCCUCCUCCCUCCCGGCGGAGGAGCUUCUCGGGGCGACGGGUUUGUACUUUACCUGUACGCACGCCGUGACGCACGGACCUCUUCGACGCUUCCCCAGUUUGUUUGCUUUUUCUUUACGCGCUACGGCUCCACGGUAGCCGCCGGAGCCGGAGAGGGGGGAAGAAACAACAACAACAAAAAAAAAAGUGUUGGGGAGCCGCGGAGCAAGAGCACCACAGGGCGGUCAUGGACCCACCAGGAGGCGGCGAGACCCGGCGGAGGGAAGGCAGCGGUAACCGGAGAAAAGCCCCAGUGGAUACGAUGCUCGCCGUCGGCUUCAUCUGCCUCCAAGUUCUGUCCAUCCAGGCUGCUGCCAUCCAGUUCACCAAGGAGCCCAAGUCCCAGGAUGCCCUGCACGGCCGCAGCGCCAUCCUGCGCUGCGAGGUCAGCGACCCGACCGACAUCACGUACAAAUGGCUGCACGACGGGCAGUCCCUGCAGGACGACGAGAGGCGCCACCAGGAAGGCAACAACCUCAAGUUCACGGCCGUCGAUCGCCGCCUGGACGCGGGGAACUUCGUGUGCGUCGCGGAAAACUCGGCCACGGGAGAGGAGCUCCACUCCACCAACGCCUCCUUCAAUAUCAAGUGGUUGGAAAGCGGUGGCGUGACUCUGAAGGAGCCCAGCUCUGAAGGGGAGAUCGAGAGCUCUGCGCCGGUCACGUUGCGCUGUCACAUUGACGGACACCCACGGCCGACGUGUCAGUGGUUCAAGGACGGAGUGAAGCUGAUGGAGAAAACCCAUCAGAUCAACAACAAGGAGAGGACGCUCACCUUCAAGAGCGCCAGCCCCGACGACAACGGCCUGUACUACUGCUGCGCCAAGAACGCGGCUGGGCACGUCUGCAGCAACGUCAACUUCACUCUCAACAUCAUAGAUAAGACUUUCCCGCGGCCGGUGGUCACUCCCGAGGACCAGGUGGUGCUGAGGAACGAGGAGGCCGCGUUCCACUGCCAGUUCACCGCCGAACCAGCCCCCACGCUGGAGUGGUACCACGAGACCGAGCUUCUGGCGAACAAGACUCGAGUCUUCCUGCUCUCCAACGGGACUCUGCUGAUCACUCAGGUCAAGAACAGGAACACGGGAACCUACAAGUGCGUCGGCCGCGGCCUCCGAGGACCCCCUGUCACGCUGGAGGCGUCCCUCCUCAUAGCAGAGAUAGAAGACAUGAUGCCCAGAGCUCCUGAAGUAUUCACGGCCGACAGCCUGCAGCGGGUGUCGUGUCGCCCCCCGCAUGGGAAGCCUAAGCCCGAGGUGUGGUGGGAGAGGGGAGGUCAGCGAGUGCCCACGGAGGGAAGGGUUUACCAAGACGGCCUGGACCUGGUCUUCAGUCCGACAAAGGAGGCAGAUUCGGGCGCCUACACCUGCGUGGCCGAGAACAAGGCCGGACGCAAGACGCAGGAGGUCAUAUUCACCGUGGCCACUUCCCCGUCGUGGGUGACGAGGCCUCAGGACAGCUUUUUGGAAGAGGGCAAACCAGGUUUCCUCCACUGUCACGCUCAGGCGAACCCUCAGCCCGAGGUCAUCUGGCUCCGCAACAACAUCAUGAUCACACCCGAGGACUCUCGCUUUAAGAUGUUCCCCAACGGCAGCCUCAGGAUCAACAACGUGGAGGUGUACGACGGACAGAUUUACGGCUGUGAAACCAGGACUAUCGCCGGCCAACUGUCCGGCCAGGCUAGAGUUACCGUGCUCGAGAAGCUGAAGUUCACCCCGACCCCCCAGCCUUCCCAGUGCCUGGAGCUGGAUAAAGAGCUCUCCGUCCAGUGCUCCGCUACGGGCCGAGAGACCCCCACCAUCCGCUGGAGCAAAGCAGACGGAGGAGAGCUGCCGCCUCACGUCAACCAGAGGAAGGGGCAGCUCCACUUCACCAAAGUCACCCGCAGCGACGCCGGAAACUAUACCUGCAUCGCCUCCAACAGCCAGGGGGAGAUCAAAGCCUCGGUGACCCUCAAUGUGGCCGUCUACAUUCGCUUCAAGAUGGAGCCAGACGACACAACCGUGUACCAGGGGCACACGGCCAUCCUGCACUGUCAGGCCACCGGCAGCCCCGAGCCUCACAUCCACUGGAUGGUUAAAGACAAGACGCUGAACCUGAGCGACAGAUUCCAGAAGAUGCCCAACGGCUCCUUGGUCAUCACAGAUGUCACCACAGACGACACGGGCAGGUACACGUGUGUGGCCGGAAACAGCUGCAGCAUCAAAGACCGCGUGGCUCAGCUCUACGUCGUGGAAAAACCGGUUCACGUCAACGACAACGAUGAGGACAAGGCUCCUUACAAGAUGAUCCAAACCAUCGGCCUGUCGGUGGGAGCGGCUGUGGCUUACAUCAUCGUCGUUCUUGGGCUCAUGUUCUACUGCAAAAAGAGACGCAACGCCAAGAGACUGCAGAAGGGCCAGGACGGAGAGGAGCCCGAGAUGGAGUGUCUGAACGGAGGGGCGGUCCAACAGAACGGUCACACCACUGCUGAGAUCCAGGAAGAGGUGGCGCUCUCCAGCAUGGGUACCAUCGCAACAACGGAGAAACGCCACAGCCACGUCAACAACGACAAGCUCCACUUUCCUCGAGCAAACCUGCAAACUAUCACCACUUUAGGCAAAGGGGAGUUCGGUGAGGUGCUGCUGUCCAAAGCUAAAGGUAUUGAGGAGGGCGAGGAGGAGACGGUGGUGCUGGUGAAGAGCCUCCAGACCAGGGACGAGCAGCUCCAGCUCGACUUCCGCCGCGAGGCUGAAAUGUUCGCCAAGCUGAGCCACCGCAACAUCGUCCGCCUGCUGGGCCUCUGCAGGGAGGCGGAGCCUCACUACAUGAUCCUAGAGUACUACGACCUGGGAGAUCUAAAGCAGUUCCUGAGAAUUUCCAAAAGCAAAGAUGACAAAGUCAAGUCUCAGCCUAUCAGCACCAAGACCAAAGUUUCCAUCUGUGCCCAGGUGGCUCAUGGGAUGGAGCAUCUGUCCAAUCACCGCUUCGUUCACAAAGACCUCGCCGCCCGAAACUGCCUGAUCAGCAGUCAGAGGCGAGUCAAAGUGUCAGCGCUGAGCCUCAGCAAGGACGUCUACAACAGCGAGUACUAUCACUACAGGCAGGCAUGGAUCCCGCUGCGCUGGCUCCCGACGGAGUCUGUGUUUGAGGACGACUUCUCCACCAAGUCUGACGUGUGGGCCUUCGGAGUGUUGAUGUGGGAAGUUUUCAGUCACGGGGAAAUGCCGUAUAGCAAACUCAACGACGAUGAGGUGCUGGAAGGUCUGCAGACAGGGAAGCUGAAGCUGCCCGUUCCGGAUGGAUGUCCCUCCAAAAUCUACAAGCUCAUGGUGCGCUGCUGGGCGCUAAGCCUCAAGGAGCGCCCCUCCUUCCCCGACAUCGUCCACGCCCUGGGAGAGGUGCCCUCUGACAGCAAAGUCUGAGAUGACCCCUCACCCCACAGCAGAGGGGAACUUGUACCAACCCCCUUCCCCUAAAAACAAAGACGCGAAUGCUGGAUUUAUUAGUCUCACACAUUUCAGGGAAGAGGGUUGAGCAGAAAACACUUUUUUUUUUUUAUAUGCAUUUCAAAAAAAACUUGGGAGUGUGGAUUCUUUUGCUUUAUCAGUGGAAAUGCACUCGCGUUUGCGUGAUUGUCUCCGUGCGAGCUGUGCCAGGAGUUUGCCUUAACCCGCGGCCUCGAAGUCCCUCCCCUCCGGCCCGUGUCUGUGGUCCCACCCGUGAGAGACACUGUGUUUCACGACGCUUCACGAUCUCAGUGCCUCUGCCUUUCCACACGCACACUCGCUGAAACUUUUUACUGCUUCGUCGGGAUGUUAGACACCGCGCUUCGACUGGGUCUGAACAACAGAGAGGAGCUCAAAUAAAACCUGCCGUUUUCGUUCACCUCUUCGAGUUUUUCUCUCGUAAAACUCGAGCGUUUGUCGAAGGGAACGUUGGAUUUAAGGUGAUUUCAGCAUUGAAACUUCUUAAAAAUCAAGCCUUUAGAAGUGUGUCAAGUGAGAUCAUUUUUAAAAAAAAAUAAAAAAUCCAACACCCGUAAGGUUUUAGGUGAACCCUUCCUACUCUGUCCACCGGGGACCCUGCACCAUUCCCUCAAAUUGUGUGUGUGCACACUGAACUGUUCACGAAGAAGAAAUGGAGUGAAGUUUGCAUGAAGUUUUGUCGUUCGAACAGAACUUGUGGAACAAAGUAAUCCAUGCUAUGGUAACACUUCAGGAACAAAAAAUAAAUAAAUAAAAGUUUUAUAGCCAAGGAAUAUAUUGAAUAGAUUGUGCCAGUGUGGGCUUUAUACAUUUUUACAAGUGUGCUCUGUUCUCGUAUUAACCUUGAGGUGCUUAUUUGUCGUGGGUGAGAAUAACCCAAUGUACCGCAUCAAUUUUUUUUUUUUUUUUUUAAAAAGAAAUCAUGUCGUCUCAGUUGCAGGGAUUUCGCCUAUCACCACGUUUAACCUGCGACAUAAUAUCUUCAGAGGUCCAAUCACAGCAAUGCUGCAAAGUGGACCAUCACACCAGGCAAUCUGUACAUAAUGUAGAAGCCAUGCACUAACUUCACUUAAAAGAAUACCCCUCUUUAUUUCUAUCAUGUUGUGUAGAAGGACAUGCAGGUGCCUGUUUAUUUAUGAUGAAGGUCCUGUUUUUCUUUUCCUUUUUUUUUUUUUUUAAACUAUGUUUAUAAUAGAAAGGUACUUCUGUGAUCUAGUUAAGCUGUUACUCAUUCUCUCUGUGCAUCUCAGUGUCUGAUAACCGGCUGAAUAUGCUAAGACAAAGUACAAAAGGAGGUCAAAAGAGUGUCUGCAGGUCACCAGUACUCAUUUAAGUGCCUGGUAAGAAAUGAAGGAUUAUCUUAACUGUUUCCCUCUUGUUUUUUUCUUUUUACAUUAUCUAAUCAAAUGCAAUGGCCUUUGUUUAUGAAGCUGUUUUUUUUUUUAUAUACGUUUUUAGUGUAAUGUUUUUAUGAAUGAUGCUAGGCACUCACACCUAGACCUGUUUUUUUAAUCUGCUUCAGCAAAUGUUCACAGUAAUCACAAAUAUAUACAAAAGUAUACAUGCUGCUGUCAAUAAAGGUUCACAGUGUUUUUA